UUGAGCAGCUCCAACACCUUGGAUAAGCAAUUGUGACGAACUAAAGGAGAUUAUUCCCAAGAAGAGGAGUAGAACACCUCCUACAUUUAUCUUUCCACGGUAGAAUUCCUUCAACUUGGAAACUUGCCAGAACUUACAACUUUUACACCUGGAACACACACUUCAGAAUGGCCCAAGUUAAAGAAGUUGGGUGUAUAGGUGUGACAAACUACACAUAUUCACUUCACAAUAUAAGGUUGUUUUUCCAAAUUUGAAGGAUUUAGAACUGGAAGCAAUCAAUUCUCAAAUGAUAUGGGACAGUCAACUUCCGCCAAUGUCUGAUUGCUAUCACAAUUUGACACGCUUGAUCAUUCGUGACAUUGGAAAACUGAAAUAUCUAUUUCCAUCUUCUAUGGUUAAAAACUUUAAGCAGCUCCAACACCUUGAGAUAAGGUCUUGUAAGGAGUUGAAGGAGAUUGUUACCAAAGAAAGAGUAGAAGCAUCUCCUGCAUUUAUAUUUCCACGGGUAGAAUUCCUUCAACUUGGAAACUUGCCAGAACUAACUUCCUUUUACCCUGGAAUACACACUUCAAAAUGGCCCAAGUUAAAGAAGUUACAGGUGCAUAGUUGUGACAAACUACAAGUAUCCACUUCACAAUGCAAGGUUGUUUUCCCGAAUUUGGAGGCUUUAGAACUGGAAGCAAUCAAUUCCCAAAUGAUAAGGGACAGUCAACUUCCGCCAAUAUCUGAUUGCUAUCGAAAUUUGACACGCUUGAUCAUCAAGGUCAUUGGAAAACUGAAAUAUGUAUUUCCAUCUUCUAUGGUUAAAAACUUUGAGCAUUUGCAACACCUUGAGAUAAGGUAUUGUAUGGAGUUGAAGGAGAUUGUUGCCAAAGAAGGAGUAGAAGCACCUCCUACAGUUAUAUUUCCACGGAUAGAAUUCCUUCAACUUGCAAACUUGCCAGAACUAACAACUUUUUAUCCUGGAAUACAUACUUCGACAUGGCCUGUGUUAAAGAAGUUGGUGGUGUCUAAUUGUCACAAGCUACACAUAUGCACUUCAGAAUAUAAGGUUGUUUUUCCAAAUUUGGAACAUGUUAAUCUGCAAGCAAUCAAUUCUCAAAUGAUAUGGGACAGUCAACUUCCGCCAAUGUCUGAUUGCUAUCACAAUUUGACACGCUUGAUCAUUAGUGACAUUGGAAAACUGAAAUAUCUAUUUCCAUCUUCUAUGGUUAAAAGCUUUAAGCAGCUCCAACACAUUGAGAUAAGGUCUUGUCAGGAGUUGAAGGAGAUUGUUGCCAAAGAAGGAGCAGAAGCACUUCCCACAUUUAUCUUUCCACGGGUAGAAUUCCUUAAACUUGGAAACUUGCUAGAACUUACAACUUUUUACCCUGGAACACACACUUCAGAAUGGCCCAAGUUAAAGAAGUUGCAGGUGUAUAGUUGUGACAAACUACACAUAUUCACUUCACAAUAUAAGGCAAUCAAUUAA
Messenger RNA from Pistacia vera, 1471 nucleotides. RefSeq lists its product as uncharacterized. Bases 287 to 1471 code for a protein of 394 amino acids. NCBI's taxonomy places the organism in Eukaryota, Viridiplantae, Streptophyta, Magnoliopsida, Sapindales, Anacardiaceae. The transcript is spliced from 5 exons. The record is from RefSeq and is a predicted model, not a curated record.